CCUUUUAAAGAUUUCAAGAAGGAGCCAUUGCCCUCCCUCACUCUGUUCUCAUUUUCGCUGUAUCUACUAUUGAAGCUUGUGGGAGAGACAGAGGGCAGGCCAGUGCUCAACACCUUGAACAUGCCAUUCUGUUUGCUGUAGACACACCCUUGGAUUAUUAUUAUUAUUUUUUUUUACAUCAGCGUAAUCUCUCUCUUUUAAAGAAUAUUAAUUUUUCAUCUAUUUCUUUUUUCUUUUUUUUUUUUUUUUUUGCUGAUACUCUGAUAUAUUUUUCAUCAUAACCAUGGAGCUUGACAUGAAACCCAAGUACUUGUAAGGAAACUGUUGUAUGAGGAGUGAUGUGGAUUUUGGAAGAGGGUGUGUUCUGGGCCCUUCGACUCAACCCCAACCCUGUUUACAGUACCCCUUUGAUCAGACUGGGUGAUGUGAUCUCAUAUCCUGUGGCAAUCCAUGCCCCUCCCCCCGUCCACCACACUACCACCAUCACUAAAGAGACUCACUUACCGCGGCUGAACCUUGCUGAGUUUAGAUGCCUCAGACGCAGCUGGAGCAGGACUGUGUCUCAGAGUGAGAAGAACCCUCCUCCAUCACACAGUCUUCAUUGCUCUGAGCUCACCACCAACCUGUCCAUCACUUCAGCUGGAAAAAAAACGUCAACGGUGCGCAAGACCAAAAAGGGAACUUACCUAACAGUGCCUCUCGUUUUGUGAAAGCAGCAGAUUAUCUCAGCAGUGUUGUGCCACAGAGUGCUUCCUGUGCUGAGGGGUGUGGUGCGGAUCUAAGCGGUCCGGGGUGUGUGCGGAGGGGUAGGAACCCUCUGCCCGUCAGCCAGUGUCCUACCCUCUCUCUCCCUACAACACCAUGACCACUGCGGUCCAGUCCAGUGAGCUCGUCUUUGAGUUCGCCAGCAAUGGGAUGGAUGAAAUCAAUCAGCUGGACGACCCUUCAGUGUUCCCAGCGGUGAUCGUGGAGCAAGUGCCCGCCGCAGACCUCCUGCAGGUGUACUCUGGACUGGAGGCCGAUGAGGUGACUAAUGGCAUCAUGGUGGACACCAUUCAGGAUGUGGUGGAAGAGAACAUCAUGGGAGAUGUGGGCCUGUCUGAGACCUCAGUCUCAGGUGGAGAGGACAAUAUGGAGACCAUUGAGGCAGCUGAAGCCCUGCUGAACAUGGAAUCUCCUAAUAACAUCCUGGAUGAGAAGCGGAUGAUUCACACAUAUGGGACAAUGCUGGAAUCACCCCUGACUUACAUUUCCCUGCGUCCAGAGCAGCUCUCAAAUGGCUGCAUGGAUGUUCAUUUGGAUGAGGAGACAUCCUCCAUGGAUGAGACCCCUCAAAAGAACCUCUCCAAGCCUACCAGGAAACCCAAAGUGCGUAAACCAAGACCGGUGCGGCCUUGCUCUCCCAUUACCAAUCCCGCUCUCCCGCUGAAGAAAAAAAGCAAAGAGGGCAAAGGUAAUACUAUCUACCUGUGGGAGUUCCUCCUGGCCUUGCUGCAGGACAAAAACACCUGUCCCAAAUACAUCAAGUGGACGCAGAGAGAGAAGGGCAUUUUUAAGCUGGUGGACUCCAAGGCUGUGUCUAAGCUGUGGGGCAAGCACAAAAACAAGCCUGAUAUGAACUACGAGACCAUGGGCAGAGCACUCAGAUACUAUUACCAGAGGGGUAUACUGGCCAAGGUUGAAGGACAGAGGCUUGUUUACCAGUUUAAGGAGAUGCCAUCAGAUCUGGUCAUUAUUGAUGAGGAUGAUAGUCAAGGGGACGACCACAAUGCUGGGUACGGAGGGCACCGCUCGGCCCCUCACGGACGGAGCAUGGGGCGCAAUACAUCACGCGCACAAGGGAGAAGCUCUGGAGGCACACAGGUGAGGUCAGUGAAGAGAGAGAUGAGCCCCGGGCUGACCAGCAAUGGAAAACAAGCAGAACAGCUGCUGCAGACUGUCCAUGUUCUGCAGCCAAAUCAGGGAGCUGCUGUCCCAGCACCUACACACUCUGUAAGGACUAUUAAUAUGCCAGGCACUGUUCCAAUGGUCUUCACGUCUGGAGCACAAGGAGGAGGUCCAGUCACCCUGCAGACCCUGCCCCUGUCCUCUGUCCUAACCAAUGGUGAUUCCUCCACUCACCCCUCCCCGCCUCGGGUCAUUCUCCACACUGUGCCUUCCACUAGCCCUGGGGGUAAAGAUGUGCUCACCAUCCAGACUGCCUCUAUGACGACCGACAGCAUCCAACACCAGCAGCUCCUCGUGUCUCUGGGCUCAUCCAGCGGAGGGGUCAUCAGCACCACCCCACAGCAAGCCGGGUCUCUUAAUGGCAUCACCCGCAUGGUCACCCUCAAUGCCAAUGGGCAGCCCGUAGUGGCCCAGCAGCCCGGAACAGUCAUCGCCACUGUCCUAAAGCCCAGCGAGCUUCAAGGCCUGCAGGUAAAAGAGGAGAUGCUGGAGCCCCAGUACCUUCAGUGUCUGGUCAAUAGCAACCCCAUCGUGACCCCAUACUGCAAAGAGGAGAUGGAUGAGGGGGUGGCAGAGCUGAGCUACAGGACUGUGAUCAUCAACAGUGCAGGUCAGGAGCUGAACCAGACCAUCAACAGACACUCAGACGUGGGCUUGCAGCUGGCCAGCAGCCCCAGUGAGGGUCUCACCCCUGUGGAGGAGCUGGAGGUGAGGGGUGAAGUGGCCCUGCAUCCAGAUCAAGAGGCCAAAGAGCUGUUUGAGGCCUCUGAUAGUCUGCAAGAUCUUCCGGUCUCCAUACAGAUACCUGCCUCCCACUUCAUCCAGGUAAAAUCGGAACCUGUUGAGACCUAAACUAUCUGCAGAAGCAGAGGAAUAUGGACACAAUCGACCAACACAUGAAAACAAAGACAUGGUCCCAAUUGUUAGAAUUGGUAUUGACCUGAAGACUGUUGUUUACUCAAAGUUAUUGUGCCUAAAUCUGAACAUUUAAGGGAUAGCGACCACAAUGUCAUAAAAGCUCUUUUGGCUUGCUCUCUGACACCCCCUCCAAACCCAACAGAAGAGCAGCCAUUCUCAAACCAGGGAUAUUCCCACCAUAUGUGCCAGUUGAGAUUUAUCUGUCUCUGCUAACUCAUCUCCACAGAUGAAUCCAAAGACUUGAUCCAACAGAGGGACCAAAGGAGGAGUUGGUGGAUAGCCAAAAUGAAACCAACAACACACCAUUGACUCUAGGAGAAAGACCACAUUUGCUUGGGACUUGCAAGAUAGAGAAACAUUUUGUUUCUCUCUGAUGUAGCAUCAUCUCCAUGGACUACAAAACCCCCAAAAGUAUGCCUUUUGGAAUAAGACUAAGAGUGCCUCAUGAAAAGCCUGCAGGUGGUUAAUACUUUGUUUUGGAAUUGAUGUUUUGAAGGGGAAAACUGUAUGAUUCACUCUGUUUAUAAUUGAGAAUUAUGACAUGAUCUCAUCCCCCCCAUAUAAUAGUGCUGACCAGGUUAUUAGCUUUCCAUAAAAUGCAAAUUGAAAGCACUGUGCUUUCAUGGAAAUGGGCAUUGCUGUCCAAAGAGACAGUUUAAGUCAACUUUGUUUGUACAUAGUAACCGAGUAGAGUAUAAUGACAAAUUCCCAAGUCAUCAGCUAAAGUAUUUCCCCAUUAUAAUCUUGUUCAUAUGAAAUGGAGCGCAAUAUAUAUAUAUAUGUGUAUAUAUAUAUAUAUAUAUAUAUAUAAUAUACAACUGAGAUUACAAUUUAUGGCCACAAAUUUAUUUAUUUUCUGAAUUUCUAAAUUCUGUAUAAAAAAAAAAAGCCUUUUUUAAAAUAAAUGCAAAAAUGAGGGGAAAUAAAUAUAAAUAUGCAGUAUGUAGUGCUAAUUUUACUCAUAGCAAAAAAACAAAAAAAAAAAACAACAACAAAAAAAAACAAAUCCAGUAUGUUUGUUAAUUGCAAGCUGUAUUUUUUUUUCGGUUUAAAGCAUUCCAUGUAAUCUGCACACCUUUCAUAUUGUAUCUAUUUUUUCAUUAUAAGGGGUUAGGAAAGUAGCUUUAUGAGAUUGAAAUAUCAUGCUGUUCUUAUACAUUGUUUUGUGUUUAAAGCCAUUUUUACAGUGUACUUGCUAUCACUUGAUCGAUGCAUUCCCUAACACACCUGUUUUUCAGGACAAAGUUUAUCACAGACUUUGUCACGAGCACAGCUGGUGCUGUCUAUGAAAUUUAGGCUGAUGCUUCUUGGUAGACUUGUUAAAUGUUUUUAUUUGUAGUGUUUCCAUUCCUUCCUCGCAUCAUUUAUAUCCAAUGAAUCUACAGCACACUUUCUUAAUAGCUGCAUCUCUGCUAGUAGACAGUUUGGAUGUUGGAGCCAUGUUGAUCCUGAGCUAACUUUGUUGUAAAUUAGAAGUGACUGAAGUUUUGGACUCCCUGAAGCCCAGAUGCAAGGCAGCAGGCCUCUGCCUCUAAUUUAGUUUGACAAACAUCUGAGAGCUGCUAAAUUUUGAUGGUGCUGCUCUGACAAUUGUGGCUACACCAUGUAUUAUGCAAUAUUACGUCAAGACAAUGUGUGAUCUCGUUCGUAAUGUAAGAAAAAUGUCCUAUGCACUGCAUUCUGGCCAGCAUGUGGUCUUUAUACUUGCUUUGUCUGAAAUUCUGUUGACCACAGAAAUGGAGAUCAUUAGAUUAUGGGUAAAGGUAUGCCAUUGCUCUUCCUGUAAUUUCAUCUUGCCUUUUCUUGGGGCUUUUCUUUGUUUUUCUAUAUUCUUAUAGUAGACAAAAUUUGUUUUCUAAAAAAAAAUAAAAAUAAAUACAAAUAAAAUGAACCAAAGGAGACUAAAUAUAAUAAAACAAAUUUUGCCUUAAUGAAAA
This is a messenger RNA of Myxocyprinus asiaticus (Chinese sucker), 4802 nucleotides long. RefSeq names its product ETS-related transcription factor Elf-1-like. Bases 862 to 2799 code for a protein of 645 amino acids. Gene Ontology annotation, biological process: cell differentiation; regulation of transcription by RNA polymerase II. The record is from RefSeq and is a predicted model, not a curated record. Gene Ontology annotation, cellular component: nucleus. Gene Ontology annotation, molecular function: sequence-specific DNA binding; DNA-binding transcription factor activity, RNA polymerase II-specific. The transcript is spliced from 10 exons. Lineage: Eukaryota; Metazoa; Chordata; Actinopteri; Cypriniformes; Catostomidae.